GCUGCGGCUCUCAAUCGGCGCAAUCUCAGCGUCUGCUUAAUUUAAUCGCCUUCGCAGUGCGGCGUCGAUGUGUGGUGUUUAUUUUGUCGUUAAUGAGCAACACGUCUUUCUCACUUUCAGCCACACUCGCUGCUCCUGAUCUGUGGACGUUCGCCUGAGCCAGGAUGCUUCGGGAGCGCCGCCGCCAUGCCAACUUUAAGCCCAACCGCAGGUUGGACAGGAAGUCGUCCCGGGGAAUGAUCUUCGAGAAUGAGGAGCUCAGACUACGGACGAUCAAUAUCAAUGCUGAGGUGGAGCGCGGUCAGUCGGACAUUCGGAAGUUGCGGCGGGAAAAUGACCAGCUGAGGCGGGAAAUUUGGUGCCUGCGCGAUGAGUACGAUCGACUGGACAAAUUGCUGAGGCACAACAUGAAGGAGGGCGGCAAGAAUGCCAGCGACUCUGAGGACUCUGGGGAAUCCUGUGAUACCUGUGGCGAGGAGGAAGACGAGGCUAUUGAGGAGGAAGAAGAGGAGGAAGUGCCUCCCGAAACGGCGGAGAGCACAGAGAAUGAGCAGAACAAUCUCAAGGCGAAUCUCCAUGUGAAGUUCGACCACUUGUCCAUUGUCUCUGAGGAGAAUCUCGCGUGCAGCGGCUCAAGUUCGUCUCACACUUCACCACACCAGACGGCUUUCUCGGCCCUGUCGCCGCCAGACACGCCGGAUCUGCCCAAGAUCAACGAUCUGCAGUCCGUGGGGCCGCCAUUAUCUCACUUCGAGAACAUUUUCGCUGCGAUUCCACACGAGAAGCCCAUCACGCCCAGAUCUCCACUACCGCCGAGAUCUCCCACCGCCAUCAGGAACUUUCAGUCCGGCGGGAAUCUCGACGAUCUCCUCCAAGACAUUGAGGCUCUUUCGCAAGGAAUUCUGCAGAUGCAGAACAGAGAGAAUGUCAAUACGACGAGCCUGGAAUCGCCCAAGAUGAUGACCAAAUAUCGAUCGGAGGUGAAUCUGGUGCUCUCGACGAAUGACGCAGAAGCUGAGAAGGCACAGAAGCCCGAUAUAAUUCUGAUGCAGAGCGAGAUAAAGCCACCCGAACCGAUGCCUAUUCUCUCAGCACUAUAUCCUCACCAGCCCGAGCGGAAGAACAUCGUGCAGCAGCCGAAGGAUAACUUUGACGCCAUCCUAGCUCAUCUACCCAGCGUUUCCAGUCACAUUUUGACCCCCAAGAUUCUCAGCACUGACGAAACGGGCAGCCCUGCUGAGGUGAAGGAGGAUUGCAAGGAGAAAAGUCCAGAACGGGAGAAGAAUAAGACACUAAACUGCCCAUCAUCCGAAGACAGUCGCCGGAAAUCUAGGAGAGUUUCGCUCUACUUCAAUGGGAAGAAGAAUGAAGAACCUCCGGCCAAGGAGUCCUCCUCGGGCGCCACUCCAAAGAUUCCCAUUGGCUUCGAGCGCGUCAGUGGGGACUCCUCGAGUGCCACUCCGGGACCUGCGGGAGGAGCGCAGCAUCACAGGAAGAACAGCGAAGUACCGACGAAGCACAAGAAGAAGCGUUCGCAUCGCAACUCGCAUCAGCCGCCGCUGGACGAGUUGGCGUUCGAGCGCAACAGUCUGGCCAGCUCCAGGGAGUCUUCGGCCAGUGCCAGCACGCGAUCGCAGAAGUCCCGCCGCAUCUCCAUCAACUCCCACGCGGGCGGCAAGAUUCCCUGGUGCGCCUGCUGGGGAAACGGAUGCAUCUGAGCGCGAGUGUGACUGCCCAUAGAUAAGUUCUCACAUUGUAUAAGAGAGGAAAAUUGAGUCGCGGCGGAGCGAAUUAAAAUAACUUUUUCAACAGUCUCUCUUCCUGUAUCACUUCCGUGUCGAUUUGCUGGGGCUUUAAGAAGGGGAACUCAUUGAGGCGUCUUCGUGUAACGCAUAAGAUCUCUUUGUAUUUAUUUAUCUUGCCCAGAAUUGAAUUGGAAAUGGUUAAUGAUGAUUUUAUGUAUUGUAUUAAAAAAAAUUAUAACCCAGUGGUUCGAUGCAAACCGCUUGAGCUUUGGUAAGUAACUUUUCUUUUGCUUAGCCCCUCGCAAUCAGAGACACUCAAUUCAUAAUUGAGAAAUAAAAACUCGUAAACAUCCUCAAUUUUCUCAAUUUCCACCGCAGAAAAGUGGAAAUUGAUGAAGUCAUUGAACAAUAUUUACGAUUCUUUUCUUCCACGGUUUU
This is a messenger RNA of Phlebotomus argentipes, 2183 nucleotides long. RefSeq lists its product as uncharacterized. The transcript is spliced from 2 exons. The record is from RefSeq and is a predicted model, not a curated record. The coding region runs from base 165 to 1718 and encodes 517 amino acids. Lineage: Eukaryota; Metazoa; Arthropoda; Insecta; Diptera; Psychodidae.